UCGUCCAGAGUUAUCUGGUGUGCUCGGGGCAAUGGCUUGUGCCAGUAAGAUGAUGUUCGCUUCAAUUAUGCAGCAGCAGCACAAGGCCGCUGUUGCAGCGGCUUUUUAUGGCAACGAGCAGCGUCCCUUGCUUCAGACAAGGGUAGCGAAGACGAGCUACAAAGUUUCAGCUGGAAGAGCUCAAGUUUUCGCAGUUCAGGGGCAGCAGCAGCUCACACAGCUUGAGUUACAGCAGCAUCAGCCCCAGCGUGUUUAUACAUUCGGAAAGGGGCUCAGUCAAGGGGACAAGAGCAUGAAGUCUCUGCUUGGUGGCAAAGGUGCAAACCUCGCAGAAAUGUCGAGCAUAGGCCUGUCUGUACCUCCGGGACUUACCAUCACCACAGAAACCUGUCACGACUACUUUGACAACGGAAAGAAAUUCCCUUCUGGCCUGUGGGAGGAAGUUCUAGCUGCACUCAGCGUUGUGGAGCGAGAAAUGAAUGCCUCGCUGGGAAAUCCCACUGCGCCACUGCUGGUUUCUGUACGGUCAGGUGCUGCGUUGUCAAUGCCGGGAAUGAUGGACACGGUGUUAAAUCUGGGGCUCAACGACGAGGUUGCUGCCGGCCUAGGCCAGAUAAGCGGCGAGAGAUUUGCGUAUGAUUCUUAUCGUCGCUUCCUCGACAUGUUUGGUGAUGUGGUGAUGAAUAUUCCGCAUUCACUGUUUGAGCAUGAGCUGGAAACGAUGAAGGCUGCGAGAGGGACAACGCUUGACACGGACCUCACCACGGAGGAUCUUAAAGAGCUUGUUGAGAAAUACAAGGCGGUUUACUCUAAAGCAACUGGCAAAGAGUUUCCUUCUGAUCCAAAAGAGCAACUUAAGCUUGCCAUUGUGGCUGUCUUCGAGUCGUGGAACAGUCCUCGUGCCAUCAAGUAUCGCAGUAUCAACCAAAUCAGUGGUUUGCGAGGCACGGCUGUUAAUGUCCAAGCUAUGGUUUUUGGAAAUAUGGGACUUGACUCGGGUACCGGGGUGCUGUUUACUCGCAAUCCUAGCACUGGGGAAAGGAAGCUCUAUGGCGAGUACCUGAUUAACGCACAGGGAGAGGACGUGGUGGCUGGGAUCAGGACGCCGGAGGAUAUUGAUGUCAUGAAAGAACGCUUGCCUGGUGCUUAUGCGGAGCUAGUGAAGAACUGUGAAAUACUGGAAAACCACUACAAGGAUAUGAUGGACAUCGAAUUCACUGUUCAAUCAAACAGGUUGUGGAUGCUGCAGUGCCGCUCCGGGAAACGAACUGGUGCUGGAGCGGUAAAGAUUGCUGUCGACAUGGUUGGCGAAAAGCUUGUGGACACCAAAACCGCUGUGAACAUGGUCGAGCCUAGACACCUGGACCAGCUCCUUCAUCCUCAGUUCGAGAAUCCUGCUGCAUACAAAGAUUAUGUCAUAGGUUCUGGUCUUCCUGCUUCACCUGGUGCCGCAGUCGGGCAGCUCGUUUUCAGUGCCGAAGAUGCAGAAGCCUGGCAUGCUCAAGGGAAAAGCUGUAUUCUGGUAAGAAACGAGACGAGUCCAGAAGACGUUGGAGGCAUGAAUGCUGCCGCCGGCAUUCUUACUGCACGCGGAGGGAUGACGUCUCAUGCUGCUGUUGUUGCCCGAGGCUGGGGAAAGUGCUGUGUUGCUGGAUGCUCGGAGCUUCGAGUGAACGACGCACAGAAGACAAUGUCGCUGGGAAACACGGUACUGAAAGAAGGUGACUGGAUUUCGUUGAAUGGGACAACGGGCGAGGUUAUUGUGGGAAGGCAGGAUUUGUCGCCUCCGGUACUUAGUGGUGACCUUGAGACUCUCAUGCGCUGGGUUGAUGAUUAUCGGAAGCUCAAGGUUAUGGCCAAUGCCGAUACUCCUGCGGAUGCGCUCACUGCUAGAAACAACGGUGCUCAAGGUAUCGGAUUGUGCAGAACAGAACACAUGUUCUUUGCUUCAGAUGAGAGGAUCAAGGCUGUGAGGCAGAUGAUCAUGGCAUCCACGCUCGAACACAGGCAAGCAGCUCUGGACAAGCUUCUACCAUACCAACGAUCAGACUUUGAAGGAAUUUUUCGCGUCAUGGAUGGUCUUCCGGUCACCAUACGUUUGCUUGAUCCUCCAUUACACGAGUUCCUUCCCGAAGGUGACAUUGACGAGAUUGUGGAAGAGCUUGCUGCGGAAACUGGUGUCCGCGAGGAAGAUGUUCUACUUCGAGUUGAAAAGUUGUCCGAGGUGAACCCGAUGCUGGGUUUCCGAGGCUGCAGGCUGGGAGUUUCGUAUCCGGAGCUUACAGAAAUGCAAGCUCGUGCCAUCUUCGAAGCGGCUAUAGCAAUGUCCAAUCAAGGCGUUAAAGUCCACCCUGAAAUAAUGGUUCCUCUUGUGGGGACUCCUCAGGAACUCGGAAACCAAGUUUCUGCAAUCCACGGUGUAGCGGAAAGAGUCUUCUCGGAAGUUGGCAAAAGCCUGCCAUACAAGAUUGGAACUAUGAUCGAAAUCCCUCGGGCAGCACUCGUUGCAGACGAGAUUGCAUCACACGCGGAGUUUUUCUCUUUCGGCACCAACGACCUGACGCAAAUGACGUUUGGCUAUAGCCGAGACGACGUGAGCAAGUUCUUACCCGUCUACCUCUCGCAAGGCAUUCUACAGCAUGAUCCAUUCGAGGUUCUUGACCAGAGAGGCGUCGGCCAACUUAUCAGCAUUGCGACCGAGCGAGGCAGAAAAGCCAGGGAUGGCUUGAAGGUAGGAGUUUGUGGAGAGCACGGUGGGGAGCCCAUGUCCGUAGAGUUCUUCCAUGAAGCGGGUCUAGACUACGUUUCGUGCUCGCCUUUCAGAGUGCCAAUUGCGAGACUUGCUGCUGCGCAGGCAGCUACCAAGAAGUAGAAUCGCAAGGAAUUCAUUCAUGAAACUCUACUGACACUAAAAACUAUACAUACUGUAAAUAAUCUGCACGAACCGUGAUUGUAAAUGACUGGUGUUUAUUUGUU
Messenger RNA from Selaginella moellendorffii, 2976 nucleotides. Its product is annotated as pyruvate, phosphate dikinase 2. The record is from RefSeq and is a predicted model, not a curated record. Gene Ontology annotation, molecular function: ATP binding; pyruvate, phosphate dikinase activity; kinase activity. Bases 32 to 2872 code for a protein of 946 amino acids. Lineage: Eukaryota; Viridiplantae; Streptophyta; Lycopodiopsida; Selaginellales; Selaginellaceae. Gene Ontology annotation, biological process: phosphorylation; pyruvate metabolic process. The transcript is spliced from 20 exons.